AUGGCAAGUGCGAAGGUUUUGGUAACUCACAUAAAUGAAAGCGAUGCCGAUGAGGCAAUCACGAAGGUUAAGAAACUAAAUAAAAAAUCCGGUCCUUUUGACCUAAUGAUUAUAUUCGGCAAGUCAUAUGGUGAACUGGUUAAAUUAAACACUGACGGUUUACCUCAAUUGCUAUUGAUCUCGUCAGACGAUAAUGACGAUGAUUCAAAUUCAAAGAAAAUGAGUGAAGAUGUAACAUUACUGCAUAACUUUGGUACCUAUAAACUGGCAAACAAUAUCACCAUUUCUUACCUUGCCUAUUCUAAUGACGUGCUACAAGAACAAAAGGACACUAUUCUGGAUAAAUUCAGUAAACUUGAUAAUCAAGUAGAUAUCCUCAUCACACAAGAAUGGGGUCUCCCGAUUUCCGAGAGAAGUGGAAAGUUAUCUGGAAAUGAGGUGAUCGAUGAGUUAGCAAAUAAGGUGCACGCUAGAUAUCAUUUUGCGUUUUCUGAUGAAAAAAACUUUUUUGAAUUGGAACCUUUCAGCUGGGAAGGUGGCCGUUUAUCGAGGUUUCUCAAUAUUCCAAAAUAUGGAUCUGGCAAGAAAUGGGCCUAUGCAUUCAACAUCUCAGUAGGUGACGAUGAAGAAGUUGAACCUUCCAACCUUAUAAGUAAUCCCUACGAGAGUGCUAGUUUAAACCGCAAGAAGAGACCAUUGGAAAUAGAAACAGGAGAAGUGGUUAAUCAAGACCGCAAGAUUUCUGCCAUUGGAGAGAAGAGUGAAAUUAAGAAAAUGAGAACGAUUCUACCAACCAAUUGCCAUUUCUGCUUUUCAAACCCGAAUCUUGAAGACCAUAUGAUAAUUUCAAUAGGUAAGCUAGUUUACUUAACCACAGCCAAGGGGCCUCUGAGUGUACCCAAGGGUGACAUGGAUAUGUCAGGACAUUGCCUCAUCAUCCCAAUCGAACAUAUCCCGAAAUUGAACCCAAGCGAGAAGAUAGAGCUGGCACAGAGCCUGUUAGCUUACCAAUCCAGCCUUGUAAAAAUGAAUUAUGUAAAAUUUGAUAUGUCUACGGCUGUUUUCGAGAUACAGUCUGAACGUUCUGUUCAUUUCCAUAAGCAAGUUGUUCCUAUUCCGAAAUACCUGAUUUUGAAGUUCCGUGCUGCUUUAGAUAGACAGGUUCAUUUUAAUAACGAAAAGUUCACUAGAAAUGCCAAACUCGAGUUUAGAUGCUACGACUCUUUUUCCUCAGAAGAGUAUCUGGAUAUUGUUAACCACCAAACCAAUAAUUACUUGCAGUUCACUGUCUACGAAACUCCCGAAUCAAAUCCAAAAAUAUUCCUGGCCAGCUUCAACUCCAGCGAGACAAUCGAUUUGCAGUUUGGAAGACGCGUAUUAGCCUUCUUACUAAAUUUACCACGUAGAGUUAAGUGGAAUUCUCCAACUUGUCUACAAACCAAGCAACAAGAGUCCACAGAAGCAGAAAAGUUCCAAAAGGCAUACAAGGAUUACGACAUUUCUCUCACAGAAAGCUAA
Messenger RNA from Saccharomyces eubayanus, 1518 nucleotides. It is a transcript of the gene DRN1, whose product is annotated as Drn1p. Bases 1 to 1518 code for a protein of 505 amino acids. Gene Ontology annotation, molecular function: RNA lariat debranching enzyme activator activity. The transcript has a single exon. NCBI's taxonomy places the organism in Eukaryota, Fungi, Ascomycota, Saccharomycetes, Saccharomycetales, Saccharomycetaceae. Gene Ontology annotation, cellular component: post-mRNA release spliceosomal complex. Gene Ontology annotation, biological process: mRNA splicing, via spliceosome. The record is from RefSeq and is a predicted model, not a curated record.